Rhodofomes roseus is the source of this 770-nucleotide messenger RNA. RefSeq lists its product as uncharacterized. The record is from RefSeq and is a predicted model, not a curated record. The transcript has 2 exons. The coding region runs from base 84 to 608 and encodes 174 amino acids. Lineage: Eukaryota; Fungi; Basidiomycota; Agaricomycetes; Polyporales; Fomitopsidaceae.
CCCCCUGCGUCUUUAAGGCGUAAUGGGCGCGAGAACCCGCAGGUGUUCUUGUUGUGUGUACGUGAAGGCGGCGUGGCUUCCUGAUGCUCUCGUUGUCCGUGUUGUCACUUAGGUCCUCUUGGCCACUGGCCUGUCUGUCAUUCAAUGCAUCAGGGUCACUGGCCAGCGCUGGUGUGGCAUGCGGUGGGCGCAAGUCUGCCACUGUAAGACAUACGCGCCCAAUGACGUGCCUGCAGCCUGCGGUGAGCGGGAUGACAAUGUCUGAUGCUCAGAUGACGAAGUCCAGCGCUGCUGAGCACGCAUGCACACGCUUGGCAGCAGAUCAAUGUGUUCGUUCGUUAUGCACACAGAAGAUUCAUCGCAACGACGCUGCAUUGACCGACCGACCAAACCAAACUACACCGACUACAGAGCGACAUCUAACCUACACCCAACAGACACGCACACGCGCGCUCACCACCCACAACACAGGCAGUUCGUCAACCCAAGAGGGGAGAACUACACAGGAAGCAGGAGGGAGACUGCUGCGAGCAACGCGACCACGGGCCGGACUAGCUACGUACUGCAGAAGGAAAGGAGGCAGGAGAACCGGCGCAGGAGCGAAGUAACGGCAAAAAAUCGAACGGAGAGAAAUCGAACGAAAACAAAACAGAGAGAUAGUGUACUGCGACUGGUCCGAUAAAUAGACGCGAGACCCAAAGAUGCGUUAUCCAAGAGAUGUGACUGACGGAAGGAAAUGGGAGGGAGCCGCGUGCCUAACACACGCCGAC